AUGGCGACACAUAUUGAACCCGACAACGACAUCGAAAGAGUCAACGAUGGGUAUCCUGAACAACCCGAAUUUCUGAAAGCAGACAGGGCACCCAUUGACACAGGCACCUUGCAACGACGCCUGAAGUCAAGACACAUUCAGUUCCUUGCUCUCUCUGGCGCUAUUGGUACAGGCCUUUUCGUGAGUACAGGCCAGGUACUUUCGCUGGCUGGCCCCUUGUCUGCGGUACUUGCGUACCUUAUCACAGGCUUCAAUCUGUACGCAGUGAUCAACAGCAUGGGUGAAAUGGCAACAUGGCUUCCCAUACCUGGUGCUGUCCCAGUAUAUGCAUCCCGGUUUGUUGAUGAAGCCCUGGGUUUCACUCUGGGCUGGAACUACUGGUAUCAGUUUGCCAUUGGCGUCCCUAUCGAAAUCAGCGCAGCUGCUCUAGUGAUCGAGUACUGGCCCAACGGUAUCUCCCCCGUCGUUUGGAUCACCAUCCUCUAUGUCGUCAUCUUUGCCGUCAACUGCCUUCCCGUGCGAGUUUAUGGCGAAGUCGAAUUCGUCCUAGGGUCGAUCAAGCUCACAACCAUUGUGGGCUUGAUGCUGCUCAUGUUCAUCAUCACACUUGGCGGCGCGCCAACGCACGAUCGCAUCGGAUUCCGCUACUGGCAGCAUCCGGGUCCUAUGAAUACGUACCUGAAAGAGGGGGAUCUCGGUCGCUUUCUCGCCUUUUGGAAAGUCUUCAUCCAGGCAACGUUCAGCUACGGGGGCAGCGAAAUGGUGGUCGUUGCAGCAGGCGAGACUGAAAACCCGCGGCGCAAUAUCCCAAAGGCCGUGCGUCGUGUCUUUUGGCGCAUUGCCAUCUUCUAUGUUGGCAGCGUCUUCCUUGUCGGUCUAUGCGUUUCGUCUCGAGAUGGCCGGUUGCUGAAUGCUAUUGCCUCAGGGGCGGCAGGCGUAGGGGCAAGUCCUUUUGUGAUUGCGAUCGAGAAUGGAGGCAUUCGCAUACUGCCCUCCAUCAUCAACGCCGUCGUACUCACAUCAGCAACAUCUGCUGGUAUCUCAUUUUUCUAUGCGUCGACACGAAUCCUUUAUUCGACGGCAUUGGAUGGAAAGGCACCGCGGGUGCUCCGCUUCGAGAGAUUCGGUGUGCCAUAUGCCUGUGUUGCCGUGACUGCCGCGUUGAGCCUGCUGAUUUAUCUCAACGUCUCGUCAAGCUCGGCCGAAGUGUUUUUCUGGAUUAGCAACCUCAGCUCUGUAAGCACUCUGAUCGUGUGGACCUCAAUCUGUGCAACCUAUAUUCGUUUCUACCAAGGGCUGAAACAUCACGGCAUCUCACGAUCCUCUCUUCCGUUUAAAUCACCUUUUCAACCUUUCAUGGCAUACUUUGCUAUAGUCUUUUCCACGACUGUGGCAUUUUUCAAUGGCUUUGACGCUUUCUUCCCAGGCCAUUUCACCGCCAAGGCCUUCAUCCCGCCUUAUAUUGACAUUCCCAUUUUUGCUUCCCUUUUCUUGGGAUACAAAUUUGCCAAAGGAACAAGUUUUGUCAAGAAGGACGAUAUGGAUUUCUGGUCUGGCAAAGAAGAGGCCGAUCAACUGGAAUCCACGUGGGUUGAGCCUAAGCCUCGCAACUUUCUUGGUAAGUCCAUUCCCUCUAUACUCUGCUCUGGUCGUCUGACGAUGAUGCUUAUGACGUUUUUGGUUUUUCAGAGCGAAUGUGGUUUUGGAUUGCGUGAUUCGAAAGAAACCGUUUGGCCCGGGCUGGAGCAUCCCUUUGUGAUGCGGGCAAUUUGCGUCCAAAUCCCGCUCUGA
Molecule: messenger RNA, 1791 nt
Organism: Penicillium bovifimosum
Lineage: Eukaryota; Fungi; Ascomycota; Eurotiomycetes; Eurotiales; Aspergillaceae
Product: Amino acid/polyamine transporter I
Exons: 1
Coding region: 1-1791 (596 amino acids)
Biological process (GO): amino acid transmembrane transport
Cellular component (GO): membrane
Molecular function (GO): amino acid transmembrane transporter activity
Source: RefSeq, a predicted model, not a curated record